Messenger RNA from Prunus armeniaca (apricot), 417 nucleotides. NCBI's taxonomy places the organism in Eukaryota, Viridiplantae, Streptophyta, Magnoliopsida, Rosales, Rosaceae. The record is from the annotation of a GenBank genome assembly.
AUGACAUAUGUGAACCUUCUAUUGAACCCUGAACGUUACACUGGCUAUAUUGGUCCAUCACCGAGAAGGAUAUGGGAUGCUGUGUAUUCUGAAAAUUGCCCGAAAUUUUCAUCUCAGGACAUUUGCCAGGAGAAAAAAGUAUUAUACAAAUUAAUCUCUGGUCUUCACUCCUCAAUUUCGAUCCACAUAGCUGCUGAUUAUCUUCUUGAUAAGACUACUAAUCUGUGGGGUCAAAAUCUGGAGCUGAUGCAUGAUCGCGUUUUGAAAUAUCCUGAUCGUGUCCAAAAUUUGUACUUCACAUUCCUCUUUGUUCUCCGUGCAGUGACUAAAGCAACAGAUUACUUGGAGCAGGCUGAGUGUGACACUGGUAAUCAUGAGGAAGACCUGAAAACGCAGUCUUUGAUGACAAUCGGUUGA